Molecule: messenger RNA, 2237 nt
Organism: Pocillopora meandrina
Lineage: Eukaryota; Metazoa; Cnidaria; Anthozoa; Scleractinia; Pocilloporidae
Source: the annotation of a GenBank genome assembly
GUUGCGCCCACUGAUGACAGCCACAUCAUCACGAACAUGGAGGAGAAACUAAAAUUUUAUUACAGAGUUGUUUUAUCUCGGAUUGCUCGAGAUCUGGACGAAGAAGAGCUAAAACAACUGUUAUUCCUUUGCAGAGGUGAAGUUCCAAGACGUGUUACAAGCGUUUGGGAACUUCUUGUUUCACUGGAAGACUCGGCCAAGAUAUCUUGGAUGGACGUUUCCUUCCUGAAAAGAUGUUUGAACGUUAUGGGAAGGGAAAAUCUCGUUGUCAUCCUGACUGAGUUUGAAAACAAACGAGGUCUGUCCAUUAUUUUACAUGCCUUCGUCGAGGAGAAGCAAAAUGUGAAGCCCAUUACCCAUUCGUCCGCGACUGAAGCGGCUUCCCACCUCGUGCGGCUGAUGGAAAACUUUUCAGGCGGAGAAGAACUGAGAGAAGUGAUAAGAAACACAGGCGAGAAAGCGGAAGAUCUUUGGCGGCAGCUCCUGUCUGAAAUUCCUUUCUCAAACCUGACUUGGGGAAAAUUUUCCAUGCUAGUUGCGAUUGCCGGUGAAAUUAUUUCCUCAUCGGCCUCGACUCACCUGAGAAGAGACCAUCCAGGAGAAGAUGUCAUGAAUAAGUGUUUGGCUUUAGGAGGAGAUCUUUCUUCCUUCAUGCUUAAACUUGGAUGUUGGGUAAGUGAAAAAAGGUUUUAUGGUGUUAAUUCUAAGAUUCAUUAUCUACCAGUUUAGUGGCUGAGGUACAAAAUCUGAUCAAUGCUAUCAUUCAAAACCAGGGCAACAAACAUCUUUUCCAAACGCGAGACUAAUAAAAGCGAAAGAUUGUAGCGGAAGCUGAAACACAAAUGGAUCGAAUCUUACCAUUAAGGUUGGCUCCUACGACUAUUUCUUUGCUAAUCUAAACUGGAGUGAAGUUUCUAUGCAGAAUGUAUCUCUACCUCAAAAAAUGGAGAGUUUUAAGGACGCAAAGUAAAUAUCGAUUCCGUGUGCGCUGGAAAUCACGCGAGAAAUUCACAUGAAAUAAUCAUAACUUUGUUGUUACGGUUAUUAAUCGACUGCAUAUGCCAUUGCAAGAGUUUAAAUCUAGUCGUCAACUGUAGACUUAUCAUGGCGGGUGCUUUCAGUGUGCUGAUUUGUAAGCGAUCAGACUUUUCAUAAUAAUAUCAGUAUCACUAUGAUUUGAUCAGAGUACUCGUAGCUCGAGGCGCCAUUUUGUUCACAUUUGGCUCUUGAAUUCUUAUUCUUUCUCUGGUAUCUCCGCUUAAUAAUAAUUCCGAUUAACGAUUAAGGCUAACAAUGGAACCUCAGCACCUUUUCCUUCAAAAAUGUUUAGAUCAUUUUACUCUUCCUACUGCAACUUCGAAAGUUGCAUGUAGACUAAAAGAUGAAAAUGAUCCAAACACUGUGAUCAAUUGAUGAAUUAAAUUGUUUUGCAAUUUUACUAUAAGUGUGACCAUUGAUUUCUCCUUCUACAACGAUGGGACGAUAAUAUUUGAGCCGGGGUGGUUAAAUUUGAAUCCUUGAGGAAACGAAACUCAGAACUCUCGCUUAGUUAACGGGAGGGCAGCAAUCCGUCACUAAUUUCCGGAUUAGGGAGGCUGCGGCAUUUGGACUUUGUACAAAACAAGAGAAGCGUGACUGGAUUUCCUUUCACAGUGCUCUGGAAUGUAGAUAUUGAAUGUAGAAUCUCGGAUGUAAAUCUUAGUUAUAAAUCUUCCAUGCAACUUGAAACUACGGCUCCAAAGAGCCCAUUUUACAGCAAACAAUGAACAGUAUGAACGAGUGGCAUAGAUAAACAGAAACAACAUGAGGAUUUCAUAUGUCUCAAUUGUCUUUACCGAAGUUCUAGAAAGUUUGAUAAAGAAAUUAAAAUUAGAUUUUAUGUCGCGUCAAAUAAAUAGCUCCUUAAAUUGGCCAAGAUCCUUUGAAGGGAAAAGGUCUUAUCUUCGGCCAAAAUGCCACCCUAUAGCUAUUUGAACGUUGCUGAAUCUCGUAUUGAAGCUUUGACUUUGGGCAAUCAGCGAUAGUAAUGCAAUGAACAUAAAGGAAAACUUUAUUUAAAGUAAACACAACAAGUCAUGUUUCCUUCUUCACCACAUUUUCAGGAGCAGUUCUGCAGUGAUUUAGAGAAACGUUUUAACCGGAUUUGUAGACGAGAUGUCAGUCGCAACUCACCCUUGUCUUUUUGGAGACAAGUGGCUGACACGAUUGGAGAUUUGGAGAACGAGAUCUUUUUCUAG